Messenger RNA from Pimephales promelas (fathead minnow), 5196 nucleotides. It is a transcript of the gene asic2, whose product is annotated as acid sensing ion channel subunit 2. NCBI's taxonomy places the organism in Eukaryota, Metazoa, Chordata, Actinopteri, Cypriniformes, Leuciscidae. Gene Ontology annotation, cellular component: plasma membrane. The record is from RefSeq and is a predicted model, not a curated record. Gene Ontology annotation, molecular function: ligand-gated sodium channel activity. Gene Ontology annotation, biological process: sodium ion transmembrane transport.
AAAGCAGGCAGCGAACAAAAUAUAGAGGCAGAGAGAGAGAGAGAGAGACAGAGUGAGAGAGGGUAAGAGAGUGAGAGAGAGAGCUGGCACAGGCUGAGCCAGGCACUGACUGUGUGGACACGGAGGAGUGCGGAGAGAACAGAAACGACAGAGCAGGAGGAGUGUAUAGAUGGAGUGACCCAGGAGGAGGAGAGGAAUGCUGAGCGAACAGACCGACCGAGCGCGAAAGGGAAGCCGAGAGUGCCGUGGCAGCAACAGCAGAACAAUUAAAACAGUGCAAAGGAAAACAAAGUCACCCAUGCUGAGCAGCUUCUGUUGCUCGCUCGCGCUCUCUCUGUUUCGAGCGACCAAAGAGGCAGAAGUGAAUCCGUCCAGACAGCGAUAAAGGACAAGAGGAGACACGCGAGCGGCAGGGGGAGGAGCAAGCAUGCUUUGAUUGACAGAGUAAAGAGGAGGGACACGGAUGCAAAUUGAAGAAUUUAAUUUUCCGGGAAUGGAUAUUUUUAGCAAAGGAAAUUCAAAGAUCAAGGAUGUCGUAUCAGUCUAAAAGAAGGAUGGAGAAGGCAAGGAGAGAGAGAGAGUGAGAUGCUGAAUUCCGACCAUGUCAGAACAGAUUCCACAUCAGCGACAUUCAGCCCUCCUACAGGCAAGAAGUCAGUGUGUGUGUGUGCGUAUGUGUGUGUGAACUAGCACGAAGUACGACCUCUGUAACACCAGGCGUUUGGCCAUGUGCCCCCAUUGUUGAGGACAGAGGCCGAGAAAUGGGAAGGCAAAAAGUCAGUACAGUAUCACUGUCAAAGCCAUAGAAGAAGAGGUAAAAAGACAAGAAGAGUGUGAUCAUGGGGCUGUGGGGUCAGUUGUAGAUAGUGUUCAGGAAACCCUCUCUCUAGGGAUUGUGGAAAAUAUCCAUUUUAUAAAUAGGACAGCCUGCCUGGAGACUCUCUCAGAUCCUUUUUUCUUGUGACUUGCCUUCCACAAUCCAUCUCUUUUUCAUUAUUGUUUCUUACAAUCUGUCUUUUAUCUAUUGAUUUUUUUUGUCUCAUUAAGAUCCGGUUCACUUGCCUGAACUUAAGGAGAUUCUGCAAGAAUCUCAGAUGCAGAUAGCAGGCUGUCUGCUAACCCAGACUAAGUCUCGGCACCGUGGCCAGAUGGACUGAGGAGGGGAACAAAAUAGAUCUAGAAAGAGCACGGAACAAGGAAAAUAGCCUGGGGAUGUUGCCUGAAGGUUUAUAGUGAGCUGUCAGCGAGUAUGAAGACACAUGAUGAAUUUUGUGUACCUUAGGGAGCAAUGCAUGUGUUUGUGCGCGAAUGUGUUUAUUCAAUCCAGUAAUGAAGUUUGCAUACAUUUGCAUACAUGACAGGAUAUUAAAGUGGAAAUCAAAGUAGAGUUGGGAUUGUACACUUCAGUUGAACCUCGAGUAGUUUUGCAGGCGCUACAAUAGUGUGUGACUUGCUGGACUCUAUAAGUGAAAUUAGUAUUCAAGAAAACAGUGUUGUGGCUCUCUCUGUGCUCCUGGAGCCCCAUGAGGGCCCCGGCCGCGGAGGCCUGGCUGGGAGAUGAAGGCGCCCCCCCUGCUGCUAUAGCAGCCCUGUGGGCCCUCAUGGCUCUAGAAGGUCCUUGUCUGCGCCCUGCCUCGCCCAUCCCGGGCCAAGGCGGGGCCCGUCGUCGCCGCACACGAGCCGGAGCACCACGAGACAAUCUGUCCCACCUCACCGUGGCACUCCUAGCGCGGACUCGCCUCCACGGAUUGCGGCACAUCUGUGCCUCGUCAAACUCACUCAGCCGCCGGGCCUUUUGGAUGCUGGCAUUCUGUACAUGUCUGGGUCUUCUGGUUUCCUGGUCCUCGAAUCGGCUGCUACACUGGCUGGCCUUUCCCACUCACACAAGAAUCCACACAGAGUGGGCGAGAGAACUCGCUUUUCCCACAGUCACUAUCUGCAACAAUAACCCCAUUCGUUUGAACCACCUCUCUAAGAGCGAUCUGUACUUUGCGGGUCACUGGCUCGGACUGUUGCUGGCCAACCGCACGGCUAAACCCUUGGUGCUGGACUUGCUUCAAGAUGACAGGCGGGCAUGGUUUAGCAAGCUGUCAGAUUUCCGUCUUUUCCUGCCUCCACGGCGCUUCGAGGGCACCAGCAUGGAGUUCAUGGACCGCCUGGGCCACCAGCUGGAGGAUAUGCUACUGGCCUGCAAGUACCGCGGAGAGCCCUGUGGAGCCCACAACUUCUCCACAGUGUUUACGCGUUAUGGGAAAUGUUACAUGUUCAACGCUGCCGAAGAGGGGAAGACAUUAAGGACUACAAUGAAAGGAGGCACAGGCAAUGGCCUGGAAAUCAUGUUGGACAUCCAGCAAGAUGAAUACCUGCCUGUGUGGGGAGAAACAGAAGAGACAGCCUUUGAGGCAGGGGUGAGGGUGCAGAUCCACAGUCAGGCAGAGCCGCCCUUCGUACAUGAGCUGGGCUUUGGAGUCGCUCCAGGAUUUCAGACCUUCGUGGCUACCCAGGAGCAGAGACUGACGUACCUUCCUCCUCCGUGGGGCGAGUGUGUGUCCAGAGCCCUGGACUCAGGCCUCUUUCAGGUGUACAGCGUGUCGGCCUGCCGUAUCGAGUGUGAAACACGCUACAUUGUAGAGAACUGCAACUGCAGGAUGGUCUAUAUGCCUGGCGAUUCUCCAUUCUGCACUCCUGAACAGUAUAAGGACUGUGCUGAACCUGCUCUGGCUGCUCUUUCAGCAGUUGAAGGCACAAACUGCAUCUGUAGGAGCCCCUGUAACAUGACUCGAUACAACAAAGAGCUUUCCAUGGUCAAGAUCCCCAGUAAAACCUCUGCCCGCUACCUGGAGAAGAAGUUCAACCGAUCUGAGAAAUACAUCACGGACAAUAUCCUAGUUCUGGAUGUGUUCUUUGAAGCUCUGAAUUAUGAGACCAUAGAGCAGAAGAAAGCAUAUGAGGUGGCAGGUCUUCUAGGUGAUAUUGGUGGUCAGAUGGGCUUGUUUAUUGGUGCAAGUAUCCUGACCAUUCUGGAGCUAUUUGAUUAUGUAUAUGAGGUGGUGAAGGAGAGACUGCUGGACAUGCUAAACCGUGAGGAGGAGGAAGAAAGUCAUGGGGAGAAUGUGAGUACAUGUGAUCCGGUGGUAAACCAUUCCGAAUCGAUUAGCCACACAGUCAGUGUUCCCCUGCAGACCACCCUGGGCACCCUAGAAGAGAUCGCCUGCUGAGCACUGUUCCCCUUCACACCACCAGGGGGAGCCGGGCCACUCCACUCAAAUGAGGUGAAAAAAAGAAGGAAACAUGUUUUUCUCAACAUGUCAUCAUUUGGCACAAACAUGAGACCUAGAAUCCAAGAAGUUUCUCGAGGAAAGUGUGGACCCCAAAGUUUCUCGGAAACACCAUCUGUUUGUUCUGGACUCAUGAAGGAAAGCAGAAGUUUGUGGACCUGUCAGGACAGUCACUUGUAAACAUAAGACAAACAUGAAAACACGAGCAUGUGAGGAACUUUAAAUGCACACAGCCUUGGUGUGUUCUCGCAUUCUCUCUCUCUCUCUCUCUCUCUCUCUCUGUCUCCCCAGCCGCCAUUUUGAAGUUUACUGCCAAAACACUGUAAAUUAUUAGCAGAGAAAAUGUUGUGAAACUGUUCUAACUGUGCAUGUGUCAGUUUCAUGCGUUACAAUACGGUUUUCUCAAAUAUGUCAUCCUUCUCAUGUAUGGAGACGAUUUUGUCUUCUUGUGCUGUUCGUUUGCUAUAUUAUGCUAGCAUCUCAGUUGGCUUUUUGAUGUAUCAGUGAUGCAUCAUAAAACCGAGAGCCCCUUUCUUUCUCGCUUCCUUUUAUUUUUCUAUCCUUCAUAGAAAAGCUGAAUGGGUCACGGUAGAAUGGCAGUCAUUAUGAGCCCAUUGUGGCUGCGGAUGGUUCUUCUAAAUGCUUUCUGGAUCCCAUUGGAAAAUGAUGAACAAAGAAAGUACAGGGAAAAAAAUAUAUAUUUUUCGUUUUUUAUGGAUUGUAGUGAUACAACUAGCAGUUUUCAUUUUGUCAAAUGUAAGAAGUGUUACUUUAUCAUUUAAAACUGGUUUUAGAAAUCUGAUCCAUGCUUUUAAUUCAGAAUUGAGAGAUAUAUUAGCACUUUUUAGAGAUUUUUGACAGCCAUCAUGAUACCACAUUCCCAUAAACAUAUAAAGGAUUUAGAGGUGUUCACUGUGAUUUAUUAUGUGAGUUUUUAUCUCAUAUUAUAAUUUCAGAGCUUUUCAUCUGUUCUGUGGUUUGUAAUAAUGCAAUUGCCAUAUCAGAUAUUUACCAUGUUCCCUGUCCCACGAUGUUAUUUGAUGGUGGAUGAUGGAUGGUUCAAAGGUGUGAAUGUGUCUGUACUGUUCUCAAACUAAAUAUGAGCUUCUCAGAUCACUAUACAUCGGUUUUAAUGAAACCUCAACUGACCCAGUCAUUCUUCAACAUGUACAGAGUUUCAGCCAAAAGUCAUUAACUGAGACAAAAUCAUUCUCACAGAAUGUGCUUUGGCUGAAAAUAAAGAAAAGAGGGUCAGUUCUAGGUGACGAGAGAGAGCUUGAUUGCAUUUCUCAAUUUAACUACCUUCAAUAUUCAAUUGAAGAAUACUGACUGGCACAAAAUUCAGUCUCAAAAAUAAUAAUAAUAAAAAAAGAGUUUGUGUGUUGAAACUGUAGGUGAAGCUUUUAAACAAAUUGCUCUGGGACACUAAGGCCCCUGCAGAUGUGUUACACCAUGAAUUUGUUGAUAAGCUUCUAAAAUCUGCAUAUAAAUAAAUAAAAGGUAUUUAAUCUGGUUUAAUAAGCCCUUGUCCAGUCAUAUUUGAGGUUAGAAUCAUGCAGUAUGCAAAUAUCUGUCAUAAAUAUCCAAUCUAAGACAUUUUUUUUUUGUUUCAGGAUUAUUAAUUAAUAACAUUCUGGGGCAAUAACGUUAAGAGUGGAAACACUUUCAUUUUGCCACAGGGAAUAGAAUAAUGAAUGUCUCUUGGUUGUUUGUAACAUGUGAGAGAGAGCUAUGUGAAUGUUAAUACAGACACAUGUUACUUAAUGUGUAUUGUUUUAUUCUAUAAAAAUAGUUCUAUAAAAAUCAUGCAGUCUGGACAUUUUCCUGAUUUGCUAAAUAUCUGUGACCGAAUGUAGAUGUUUUUAGUUGUUUUAUUUGCAAUUCAGUUUGCUAAUUAAAUGUAACGGGCUGCAGAAGA